CAGCCGGACGCCAAAUCCCAAAGGUUUACCUCCCUUGUUUCCUUUCAGCCAUGGAAACCUUAUUCUGUGGCAUCUAUAAUCCCGCCACGUCCAAACAGUAUCAGCCUAUCGUUCCCGUCCAGUUAUCGAUCAGACCAAAGAUACUUUAUUUCAAGCGGGUUGGCAAAUGGGACCAGGAUAGCAUCCAACUCUGGAAAUUGAAUGAACCGAUGGCCGUCUCUGAUUGGAAGAAUAAUCGUAACCCACUCGUUGGCCCUAUCGAGAACUGUGUAACCCAUUUGCCAAUGUCAGCCAAGCUUUUUAUGACCAGCACAAACGACGCUGGUGACGCUUUUCUUGAUUUCGUUGUCGUUCUUGAGCCACCAGAGUCCGAAAAGAGCCUGGAUGAAAUCCAUGUCCUGAUACCUCGUAAUUUCCAAGAUACGCUUUCCGAAGUUCUCAGUGGACCAACGCCUUCCCAGCAGGCCAAGUCGACGGAGUACAAACGUCACCAAACGAAACCAAGACCUAUAUUUGAUGGCCGUUACGACACUGAGAACCCUCGGGAUACUGAAGGUCUACUUAUUGCUCUAUACCAUCCUGUCUUCGCCCAAUUCAGGAUGGAGUUCGCCAAUGUGGAUCUUCCAGUGCCUCAAAGUGUUUUACGCUCAACGUUGAAGGCGCCAGGAAGGAAGAACCUUGUUCUUCACCUCUCAGCUGCCAUCGGUCACUCCCUCGAGCGUCUUGUCAAUAUCGAUGGUACCGAGCCUGAUGGUACCAUUGUACAUCGACCUGCGCGUGCAGUAGAAGGAGAGAACGUGGCCCUUGCACUGGGCGUGAUCAACGAUGAGAUAGGAACGGGAGGGUCCGACCCCUCCAUUCUGUGUGGUCUGUCUGUCCGCCACUUUUGGGCGCAAAAAAAUCGCACUAAUUACAGAAAUGCAACCUGCUGCCCUACUCUUAUCCUCGCAGUUGCAGGCCCUUGGAUGGCUGUCUUCGGCGCCGUCUUUACCGACAAGUUGAUCAUCGAACCAUUGACAGAUCUCAUUAGGGUCGUCAACCUUCGUCUGAACAGCCCACAUUAUGGACGAAUAGCCCGGCUCUUUCACGUCUUCGGCAACUGUCUUACCUCGUUGGCAAAAUACUGGGAUACACUGGCCAUACCUUCUAUACCUGUAUCCUCGAUGGAACACCCUCACUACUUCCCUCAUGUCAACAGCUAUACCUUGAACAACUCGACUACCUCGUUUCGAUAUCUCCGCCCGAUAGAUCCACAAGAUACCCUUUGUGUCACGUUUCUCGCAGAAACAGCAGACCCUUCCCCCACUCACAUUGUUGUCAAGUUCGUGGAGCAGUAUGGGGGUGAAGCACAUCAACUUCUCGCUGAUGCCGAUUUGGCCCCGAAGCUCCUCUAUCAUGGCCCUCUUGAUUCGUCCGCCGGCGCACCUUCAUACGGUAGUCUCCGCAUGGUGGUGAUGGAAGAGGUGGAAGGUACCAACGCGUUUGUUCGAUACCAAGGUCGAAAAGCACCGGAAUCAUUUGUCGCCUCGAUACGCGAGGCUGUACACAAACUGCAUGAACACGGGUUUGUAUUCGGUGACUUGCGGCGCCAGAAUAUCAUGGUCACACGAGAUGAUAAAGUCAAGUUGAUUGAUUUUGAUUGGGCUGGUAAGGAAGGUGAGGCAGAGUACCCGAUGCAGCUGUCUGAAAAAAUACAAUGGGCGCCGGGGGUGGGGGCAAUGGAGAAGGUGUAUAAGGUUCAUGAUAUCUCUAUGAUUGACAAACUGUAUAAUCAUGAUGGGUAGCUGAGAUGUGCAAAUUGGAC
Molecule: messenger RNA, 1804 nt
Organism: Desarmillaria tabescens
Lineage: Eukaryota; Fungi; Basidiomycota; Agaricomycetes; Agaricales; Physalacriaceae
Exons: 6
Coding region: 51-1784 (577 amino acids)
Biological process (GO): protein phosphorylation
Molecular function (GO): ATP binding; protein kinase activity
Source: RefSeq, a predicted model, not a curated record